Molecule: messenger RNA, 1335 nt
Organism: Zonotrichia albicollis (white-throated sparrow)
Lineage: Eukaryota; Metazoa; Chordata; Aves; Passeriformes; Passerellidae
Source: RefSeq, a predicted model, not a curated record
CUGCUUGGCUUUUCCUUGCAGAUUUUCAUAAAUAACGAAUGGCACGAUGCAGUCAGCAAGAAAACCUUCCCCACCGUCAACCCAGCCACGGGAGAAGUCAUCUGCCAGGUGGCUGAGGGCGAUAAGGCAGAUGUGGACAAGGCGGUGAAGGCGGCCCAGGCCGCGUUCCGGCUGGGCUCGCCCUGGAGGAGGAUGGAUGCAUCGCACCGCGGCAAGCUGCUGAACCGCCUGGCUGACCUGAUCGAGAGGGACCGCGCCUACCUGGCCGCCCUGGAAACUCUGGAUAAUGGCAAACCCUACGCCAUCUCCUACCUGGUGGACUUGGACAUGGUGAUCAAAUGUCUCAGAUACUUUGCAGGCUGGUCAGAUAAAUUCCAUGGCAAAACCAUCCCGUUAGAUGGAGACUUCUUCUGCUACACAAGGCACGAGCCCGUGGGAGUCUGUGGGCAAAUCAUCCCAUGGAACUUCCCACUGUUGAUGCAAGCAUGGAAACUGGGGCCUGCCCUGGCCACUGGCAACGUGGUUGUGAUGAAAGUGGCAGAGCAAACCCCCCUGACUGCUCUCUAUGUGGCCAGUCUGAUCAAAGAGGCUGGAUUCCCCCCGGGCGUGGUGAACAUCAUCCCUGGCUAUGGCCCCACGGCAGGAGCUGCCAUCUCCUCCCACAUGGACGUUGACAAAGUCGCCUUCACCGGCUCCACCGAGGUUGGACACCUGAUCCAAAAGGCUGCAGCACAGAGCAACCUCAAGAGGGUGACCCUGGAGCUCGGAGGGAAGAGCCCCAAUAUCAUCUUGUCUGAUGCAGACAUGGACUGGGCUGUGGAUCAAGCCCACUUUGCCCUGUUCUUCAACCAAGGGCAGUGCUGCUGUGCUGGCUCCAGGACCUACGUGCAGGAGGACAUUUACAACGAGUUUGUGGAGAGGAGUGUGGAGAAGGCCAAGGCCAGGGUGGUUGGGAACCCCUUUGACUUCAAAACCGAGCAGGGCCCUCAGGUGGAUGAGGAGCAGUUCAAGAAGAUCCUGGGCUACAUCAGCACGGGCCAGAAGGAGGGAGCCAAGCUGCUGUGUGGUGGCAGCCCCGCUGCAGACAGGGGCUACUUCAUCCAGCCCACGGUGUUUGGGGACGUGCAGGACAGCAUGACCAUCGCCAGGGAGGAGAUCUUCGGGCCGGUGAUGCAGAUCCUCAAGUUCAGAACCAUCGAGGAGGUGAUCGAGAGAGCCAACGACUCCAAGUACGGCCUGGCCGCCGCCGUGUUCACCAGGGACCUGGACAAAGCCAACUUCGUGUCCCAGAGCCUCCGGGCUGGCACUGUCUGGUGAGCCUGGCACCCCCUGGCA